UUGACCUGCCCGGCGCUACAAGGCGCGUGGCGAAAAUGGAACUGUGCGGGCGAGCACCGCGAGAUUGGCAAAGAGUGACGCAACGACUAGAAAAGCCAAAGGACUGCCUUACAGACGACUUUCUUGGAGGAGAAACGACCUUACAACAAAAUUGUAGGCUGAUUGAUAGGUACUUCCUUUACAACAAAAGAACAGAAUGUAUGUUAGAAAGAAGCCUGUGUAAUAUUUCUUUCAUCACACCAGCUGACACU
This is a messenger RNA of Gryllus bimaculatus (two-spotted cricket), 251 nucleotides long. The record is from the annotation of a GenBank genome assembly. NCBI's taxonomy places the organism in Eukaryota, Metazoa, Arthropoda, Insecta, Orthoptera, Gryllidae.